This is a messenger RNA of Glycine soja, 1670 nucleotides long. RefSeq names its product ACT domain-containing protein ACR9-like. The record is from RefSeq and is a predicted model, not a curated record. The transcript is spliced from 5 exons. Lineage: Eukaryota; Viridiplantae; Streptophyta; Magnoliopsida; Fabales; Fabaceae. The coding region runs from base 215 to 1501 and encodes 428 amino acids.
AUGGAAGCACAUUAGUUAGAUGAACUUAAACGAAAUUAUAGCCUCAGAAAAGAAAAAGUUAACCAUAACAAAUAUCCCGCCACGUCCAGAAAGAAGUGCCGUCGCGAUUGCUGACGUGUACUUGUACAAUCACCAUGACAGUACAAACCUCGUGUCUCCCAUAAUAAUAGUAUCAUCGUUUGACUUGCCAGCUUUACAGUGUUAGCUGCCUCCUAUGAUGGGAGGAGUGUCGGGCGGCGACGACGACUUCGUUCAAAUCCACCAACCGAACAAGCCCGGCGACCCUUUCAUCAUCACCUUCAAUUGCCCCGACAAAACCGGUCUCGCUUGCGAUAUCUGCAGAAUCAUUCUCGAUUUCGGUCUCUGCAUCACCAAAGGAGAUGUUUCAACCGAUGGAGUGUGGUGUUACUUUGUGUUAUGGGUUAUUCCACACUCCGUCUUGCUUCCUAUCACUUGUUCUUAUCUGAUUCUCAAAGAACGACUUCAGGAAAUUUGCCCGCCUUGUUUAGCCUCCUUUUAUAUCAUUCAGCAACCUUCCAGAUCUUCUCCUGUCUAUCUGUUGAAGUUCUGUUGUCUGAAAAAGAAAGAAAUGAUCAAAGUUAUUAGCAAUAUUUUGGUUCUGUCAAACAUCUUAAUGCAGCUUCUCAACUGCCAGUUAUAUUUCAAGGGCAUACUGUUGCUUAUAAGUAAUCAUCACUUGCUUCAAUUUUCUUUUAGGGAACUUUUACACACAAGAAAUCGACAGGAUGAGACAUGUGAAAGAUUGAAUGCUGUUCUGCGAGACUCGUGUACCAGCUGUGAACUCCAAUUGGCAGGUCCAGAAUAUGAAUAUAAUCAGGGUAUCUCUUCUCUGUCUCCUGCAAUAGCCGAGGAGCUAUUUCGAUGUGAGUUAUCAGAUAAUCAAGUUCGUUCUCAAGCUCUUACCCCUGAUAUGACUAAGUUGAAGAAAGCCAAUGUAGCAAUAGACAAUUACUUAAGCCCAGCUCACACGCUAGUUCAAAUACGAUGUGCUGAUCACAAGGGUCGUCUUUAUGACAUUAUGAGGACUUUGAAGGACAUGAAUAUGAAGAUUUCAUACGGCCGAUUUUCACCCAAUUCGAUGGGGUAUCGUGAUUUAGAUAUAUUUAUUCAGCAGAACGAUGGGAAAAAGAUUUUGGAUCGGGAGAAGCAGAGUGCACUCUGCUCUCAUUUGAAACAAGAAAUGCUUCAUCCAUUGCGAGUAAUCAUUGCAAACCGAGGACCAGAUACUGAACUGUUGGUCGCUAAUCCAGUUGAGCUAUCUGGAAUCGGAAGACCUCGAGUUUUUUAUGAUGUCACAUUUGCUCUCAAAACACUUGGAAUUUGUGUUUUCUCGGCUGAAGUAGGACGGCAUUCAACUUCAGAGCGUGAAUGGGAAGUGUACAGAUUUCUCUUGGAUGAGAACUGUGAGUUUCAAUUAACAGGUGUUGCUGCUAGAAAUAAGAUUGUAAAUAGGGUUCGAAGAACCUUAAUGGGUUGGUAAGCAGUACAUUUUUUAAUACAACAAUAUGUAUUAUGUAGCAUCCGCCAUCUGGUGUUGCAAUGUGUGCCAUGUACCAUUGAGUGUCUUCUAAUUAUUUUUUAUAUGUUGAUCAUUGGUUGUUCGCUUUGUAAUUACACUAGCCUGUAUUUGAUCUUCUUGGUGUUCUUUA